Trametes versicolor FP-101664 SS1 is the source of this 556-nucleotide messenger RNA. RefSeq lists its product as uncharacterized. Lineage: Eukaryota; Fungi; Basidiomycota; Agaricomycetes; Polyporales; Polyporaceae. Bases 210 to 380 code for a protein of 56 amino acids. The record is from RefSeq and is a predicted model, not a curated record. The transcript has 3 exons.
GGAACCCUUACCCGCAGCGGCCAGCUCUUCCUCAUAUGAUUCUGAUUUCUAAUAGUAACACACACAUGGGCGAUUUUUACCCCUAAUCCUUAGGAUGUAGCCAUCAUUGGAGCACAUACGCUCCUCUUCGUUAUGCUUGUGUCCACAGAAGCCGGGCAAGCAGCUCCCGAACUUCUGAAGCUCUCAAACACCUUCCCGCCACAUACCGUAUGGCGGAUGGCGCGGUUCCACGCCCAAUCCCGGUGAGGAGCAAGCCCAAGAAGCCAUGGUCUACAGACCAAACUCGCCGUUAUAGCCUCCCUCUUUCAUACCUGCUUACUUGCACGACUCCGGAAGUUGGCUCCUCGCCUCUCUCGCCGUCCUGCUGUCGGCCGUUCUGACGGUGGCGUCCCUGACACCUGAGGCUCCAUCUCCGCUUGCGCUACGGCCCCCCGGCCUCCCGGUGUGAGUACAAUCUGCUUUUGACGAAUUUACCUCACCCUGCUAUCUUUUCGGUGUUGCGAUCACCACCAUACGGGGCUUCGCGUCCUCGCGGAUCUCGCCCCGACCUUCACUG